GGAAGCGGUUUGUAGCCCACUGUCAAUCCUAUUCAAGUCAGUUUAGAGUUAGCGUUUUGUUUUGCUUGGUAGGUUGCUUCAGUGGCCUCAAGUUGAAAUCGAGCGUGUAAAGUGAACGUCUUGUGUACUCUGUCCCGAUAGAAGAUGGAGGAAUUCGACGAAGAAAGGACAUGGGAGGAAGGCGACGCCGAUUCGCCUCUGGGUGAAGAUCAGGAGGCUCUUGUCGAGGGAAUUCAACAGGAAUGCAUCGAGAAGUUCAGCAGCCUCGACUUCAUAAUGGAGCCCGGCAUCUUCGUCCAGCUGAAGCGCUACUUCCAGGCGGGGGGCAACCCGGAGCAAGUCGUCGACCUGCUGCUAGAAAACUACCAGGCGGUCGCCCAGACGGCUAACCUGCUGGCCGAAUGGCUCAUCAUGGCAGGGAUGAAGAUCACCGAGGUUCAGGGCCUGGUGGAGGACCACCUGAAGCAGAUGAUCCUGAAGCACUUUGACCCCAAGAAGGCGGACUCCAUCUUCAAUGAUGAGGGUGAAACGCCUGCCUGGCUGACGGAGAUGAUUGAACACCCCACAUGGCGUUCGCUCAUUUACAAGCUGGCCGAGGAGUACCCCGACUGCCUCAUGCUCAACUUCACAAUCAAGCUCAUCUCCGACGCUGGAUUUCAGGCUGAAAUCACAUCCAUCUCAACAGCAUCGCAACAGCUGGAGGUGUUCUCGCGUGUGCUUCGAGCGGCCACGGACAACUUCCUCGAGGGAGGCGAGGAGCGCAUGAGCCAAAAUCUGUCAGAGCUUACACGCAUGGUUUGCCAUGGCGAGCACACCUAUCUGUACAGCCAGUCCGUGCUGCACACGCUUGCACAGGAGCCCCGUGGUGGUUCUAACGUGAAGCGGCUCGCUCAAGAGAUCAGCCGGUAUGCACAGCGCACGGGUCACGACCCAACACCUAUCACGAUGGCACUGAACGGUGCCGCAGCCUACCCGCGGGCCUGCCAGGCCUUGUCGGCCAUGCUGUCGCGUGAUGCACUGAACCCGGCUGACGUGACAGUGCUGCACAAGAUGUACCAGGCACCCGACCCGCCACCCGUCGAGCUGCUGCGCGAGCCACACUUCUUGGACCUGCUACUGGAUGCGCUGUUCCGGCCAGGCUCACGGCUCAACCCAGAGCAUCGACCGAAGUACGUGUACCUGCUUGCCUAUGCGGGAAGCGUGUACGAGACACGUCGCAAGGGGGUGCGCAAGUCCUUGAAUCGGGACGAGCUGCGUGCCACGCAGCAGGCAGUGGAGAAGGUGCACAUGCUGUGCCAGGAGCGCCGUGGCUCAUCAGAGCUGGUGCCCGAGCUGGGGCCACUGUUCCAGGCAAUGCGCUACCCCGUGGUGGCCCUGGGAGUGGUGCACUGGGUGGAGCACACCGUGUCCGACUCCUCCUACUUCAAGCUGAGCACAGAGCACACGCCGCUGCACCUGGCAUUGCUCGACGAGGUGGUCGUCUGCCAUACCACCCUGCACCAGAAGGUGCUCGACCUUCUGGUGCGACUCUUUGAAUCCCCACCACACGAGGAGCUCGAUGUGCUGGUUCAGCUGGAGCGACGCAAGAUGCUCUUAGACCGCAUGGUGCACCUGCUGAGUCGUGGGUGCGUCGUGCCAGUUGUCAGUUACGUCCGGGCCUGCUGGGAGCGGCAGGACACGGACGUGUCUCUCAUCCGUUACUUUGUCACCGAGGUGCUGGAUGUCAUCGCACCCCCGUACACGCCCGAGUUCGUCCAGCUGUUCCUGCCCCUGGCGGAGAGCGAGGAGAUCACGGGCGGCCUGCGCGGUGCGGCCGCGACCGCAGAAAGCAGCGGCGCUUCUGGCGGAGGAGGCGGCAGUGGUGAGGGAGACGCAGUCUCUGAGUUUGUGGUGCAUUGCAAGGCAAACUACAUUGUCAUGAGCUGAGCACUGCCAUUCUUUUGUGCACGUAUUUCACUUCCCCUUCAGAGAUGGCAUGGUGGCUUUCCUGCAAUGUGUCGCUGCAGAGAACAUGGCGCACAGGACGUCGUUAGAAUCUCAGUUGUGAGCACAGUUCAUAAGGUUUUUGCGCAUGCAGCCAGUGUGUACUAUCGGAAAUUAUUUUCCAUGCACUCUCCAACAUCCUCACUCUUAGUGCUGACAUUGAUAGAGGGUCGUGGUGCCAUGUUUAGGGCAGUGAUACUUUGCCAGAGAGCCAACAUUGCACUUUUAAAAGAGUGUGCAUAUAUUCAGUGGCAGUAAGCUGUCUCUGUCCUGCUGCCUUUUUCUGUGAUGAAUGCAACACAGGCAGUGUUGCACAGUUGGGAAGGGACUGUUCCCCUGUAAAGGAAUGGAGGCACCAUUUUUUAGUCGAGUUCCCCGUUUCCCCAUCUUUCAUCAGGUUUAUGUACAUACAUGUUUGUCUUUAGCUGGUGUUUCAGCUAAGGCAUCUGAAAGUCCUUAAAGAUAAAGGAGUCUAUAUAUUCGAGUGAUCUUCUAAAGCGGAGCUGUUAAGGAAAUUCCGGCACAGUUUUUGGGUGCAAACAUGGUGCAAACAAUGUGAGCCUGAAAACAGCCCGCAUUGCAGCCUGUAUUGGAAAUUGCAGCGUAGCAUGAAACCGUAGCGGCCAUAUGACCGGGGCAUCGGUGACAACACGCAGCCAAAUGCCAACAUUGAUGAUGAAUUGUCGCUAAGAACAGCCAGCAAUGCUGAUCCGAAGCGACUGUAUAACCAGGGGAUCGGGACGUGCUUCCAGACGCUGGCAUCACGUAUUGCAGGAAGUAUAGAUGCUUGGAUAUAGUGUAGCAUUUGAAAAAGCUUUAGUAUAGUGAAAGAAUUGCACCGGAUAUAGUGAUGCACUUGAAAGUCUUGGAUAGGCUUAAGUCAAUGCCAAAUCAGACCUCUAGGACUUCCGAAAGGCGUGAGAAGUCCCUUAUACAGGCUUGCUGUCUUUGAUGUACGAACUACUCUGAUUUGCGUAAAUCUGUGAAGGUUUUUGUGUUAUGGAUGUGCCUAACUACAGUGACAACUGUUAAUUAUGCAUCAAUUUACUCAUUUGAGGUGCUCAUUAACAAGAUCUUAGGUUAACCUUUUAUUUAGGGCAGGUAUGCAGCCUGUAGGAGCAUCUGAGGUGCUUGCAUGAUGAGAACUAGGUAAUGCUCCUCUGAAUGUUUCCGGGCUUGUAUACCAAGUGAGCAUACUUUGCCUGACAAGGAAUAGCAUGCUUUGCAACAGCGCAAGAUACUAGUCUGCUAGCAGUGGCACAACACACAUCACUGCAUGGUAGCUGUGCUCUUGAUGUGUUCAGUCUUGGUUUGGCAUGUCAGACAUCCAUGACUACACUGCGGCAAUUAGUAGAAUUAUUGUCUUCAGAGUCUGAAAACUAUUAUGGGCUACUCAGAAGGCAUCCUGCACUGAACUGUACAAAGAUGCAAGGACAACAGGCAGCCUGGAACUUUUACAUUGUGAAAGACAGCAUAGCCAGUCUUAUUUCCACGGCUCCUGCCACAGCCUAAAACUGAGGCUAGCAGUAUGUGUAAAUAAAGAAUAACGUUUUAAAAAAGUCCGCUAUUAUGAUUUUGUUAAUCAGUGGCUCAAUUGGAAAAGUUGAGGCAAUUUAAGUUGUUUUCCAGUGCAAUUAUGGCCAUCUCAGUAAGAUAACUCAAAUAUCUCAACUCGUCUAUCUCUAACCUUUCAUGGAAGAGUGUUGCGUACAAGAAACAAGCAAAAGAAAAGAUUUUUUGAUUGCCCAGUUUUGGUUUUGAGUAUGGUGUUUCUGGCUAAGUAACAUUGAAUGAUGAGCAGCAAGCAUCAUUGGUUAGUUUAGAGUGGGAACAUAGGAUGACAAAGUUUGGCGCAUGAAGCGUUCUUUUGAAAGCACAGUCAGAGGAGAUAGCCCGACACAAAAUCCCCGGCUACAGUGAUAUAUUGCAAGUAUUGAAGAAGAAAUGCCAUGUACACCUCUGUUUCAUAUCCCAAGAGAACUGUCCGUGCAACUUCCACAUGGGUCCAUAGGUGGUUUGGGGCAAAGCCUACAGGCAUCAAACCUAUUACUGAAAACGUUUCCCCCAAAUGUCUCUUUUCGCUUUAUGUCCUUACUCUGUGUACUUCACACAUUUCAAUGAAAAACAAACAUUUCCUUCCGGUAUUUUUUAUGCCUUAUCAUUAAAGGGUCAAGGAUUUCUUAACCCUUAGUUGAAACACCUGGCAUGUACUUGAGUUAUUUUCAUGAAAGGAAAUUCAUUGUUUUCACCUGCUAGUUGCUGGCAUCAUUGACUGUGAUUUAUGUUGGUUAUUCAGUUUGCAAGAGGCCUAGAUGUCCUCAAACAGCUAGCCCAAAGUUUGUAAGCUUUGUCAGGGCCUACAUUUUAACCUGAUGAAUGGCACCUAGAGCUUGAAAUGUACAUAUACUAUGAAGUGGGCUUGACGAAGUACAGUCAAACCUCGAUAUAUCGAACAGCUUGGUGAUAGCGAAAUAGUUCGAUAUAGCCAGAAUUCCAUAUAUAAAAUCACCUAAAAAACACGUAAAGAACUUCUGCAUAUCAAUCAAUGAACCAAGGACUAACCAAACCAAUGAACCAACUUCUGUUAACCAAUCAAUGAACCAGUGGCGCCGCACACCAUUGGCCUAGGCCACGCCGACUUCAUCAGCGGCGUGAAGUCAGGGCGGCCUCGGCCAAACGCGCGCAGUGCAGCCGAACCCGCGCUCCGAACAAUGUUCCCCGAUCGCACCCCAAUCGUGGCGCAGGUAAUACGCAUUUGAAGCUUCACACAAAGCAUUCAUUUAUUUGAUUGAAGGUACUACAGCAGUGUAGCCUGCUUCUUAUUGGCAGCCACAUGCUUAAACACGGUGCUCUCUUCAACAUUGUCAAAACAAUCCCAAACGAUUGGCCGGCUAUUGCGCCGCAGUAGCAGCAUAGAAGGGCCAAAGCAGCUACAGCCUCAGUUGAAGUCGGGAGCGGGGCAACAUCAGCACUUGCGGGAUCAACCUUGGCAGCGUCUUCGUUUGGCCUCUACUUCUACUGCGAUCUCCCAGUCCGUUAAUCAAAGCAUUUUGAAACACUGUCAACAACAAAGCUUAAAAUGGCAUCUUCCAAGGCGUGUAGAGUGAGCCCAGUGAGCAUGCGCUGUCGUGCGCCUUUGUGGAUGCAAACCACCAGUCCUCGCGAGUUGCGGCAGGCGCAGAGUGCGGCACCGAGGUGGAGUCACUGCGGCAAAUGCAGUGCAUCUAUGAGUGCGUCGUUGACGUUGUCAAACUAGACAAGCCAGCACGAUCGCAGCAGCAGCAACGGCCAUUGUGCCAUUGCUAUCUUCGAGGGUGUUGUGCGAAAGCUCAUAGUCUGUCAAAAGAGCCCGUGUGGUGUGGGGUGGCAGAGUUAGGCAUAUCCAUUUUAUGUCCGACCCCAUUAGAAAUAAAAAAUAAAAGUGCAUGUGAUUUUCCAGGUGAUAUAGAAAGUGUUCAAUAUAAUGAACACUUUCGAGAUAGCGAGGUUUGACUGUACAUGAUAGUCCUUAUUGAUCGCUGUAAGAAAGAAUUCAAAGCACCAUUGCUGUUGUUGCACACUUUAAACCUUUUAUGUACUUGGAUGUUUUGGCAAAAGCUGAUGCUUGUUUACAGGCAGCUGAUGUACAGCCAGAUUGUCAUGCCAGUGUUGUUUCAGAGAUGUUUUACUGAGAAGGCACUGUUUAGAGCACCUUCAUGUUUCGAUGUCAUGCAACCAACGUUCUGUUAUGCACCUUCAUUUGUUCUCUCUCUCUACAUAUAUGUUUUUCUUUUCUUUUUCGGUACCAAAACAUACACUUGUGUACUGCUUCCAGAGUUAGCACUAUGCUCAAGGUUCAUCAUUUCCCAGCUAAUGUGUUCUGUCGCAUGAACAAUGGGAUGUGGGCUACACAAAUGUAGGCGACGGUUUGUCGUGUAGCUUGCUGACUCGCAAAGCAAGCUACCUUGUCUUAAUUUUGGUGGAACAGCAAUUCUACAUGUUUUUUCCAUCGCAUCACACCACAAUUCUUUUCUCUUUCUUACUUUUGUAUAUACAAGUGGCACCGUUCAAGAUCUGUCAUGAGUGUUAGUCCAAACAUUGCUCUUGUUCAAAGGUCAUUGUAGUCAUUGUAAAUAAAAUUUCAUAUAAAACACACUG
This is a messenger RNA of Dermacentor albipictus, 6120 nucleotides long. It is a transcript of the gene TH1, whose product is annotated as negative elongation factor complex member TH1. Gene Ontology annotation, biological process: negative regulation of transcription elongation by RNA polymerase II. Gene Ontology annotation, molecular function: RNA binding. NCBI's taxonomy places the organism in Eukaryota, Metazoa, Arthropoda, Arachnida, Ixodida, Ixodidae. Gene Ontology annotation, cellular component: NELF complex; nucleus. The record is from RefSeq and is a predicted model, not a curated record.